Spea bombifrons (plains spadefoot toad) is the source of this 1887-nucleotide messenger RNA. RefSeq names its product protein phosphatase 2 regulatory subunit B'alpha (gene PPP2R5A). Gene Ontology annotation, molecular function: protein phosphatase activator activity. Bases 370 to 1800 code for a protein of 476 amino acids. Gene Ontology annotation, cellular component: cytosol; protein phosphatase type 2A complex; nucleus. The record is from RefSeq and is a predicted model, not a curated record. Lineage: Eukaryota; Metazoa; Chordata; Amphibia; Anura; Pelobatidae. Gene Ontology annotation, biological process: protein dephosphorylation; signal transduction. The transcript is spliced from 13 exons.
AUCUGCGAGCAGGCAAGAAAAUGACACGGGCAGGUCGGGCCGAGACAUCCCAGAGAACCUAAAGGGGCCUUCCCUUCUCCUCAGGGAAAGAAAGUGUCUGUGGGAGGGAGGAGCGGGACUGCCGCCGCCGGUCGGCCGCAGCUGUCAUCCACCACUCCUUUGCUGUCGGCAACUUCGCUCUCUUCACGGUACACUCACGAGGAGUUUGUCGGUGACCCCAUAGUCAGCUCCCGAGUGCAGCUCCGAGACCGUGAAGUAGCCCUCAACUCCCGGAAGUGGCCUAUGUGACGGGGCCGCCGCGAGGGCACGGAGCAGCGGGCUGGGGAGAGAAGGCAAGCAGCAGGCAGUGUUACGGGGCCCGCCUUCACCAUGUCGGCCAUCUCGGCGGCGGAGAAAGUGGAUGGCUUCACGCGGAAGUCGGUGCGGAAAGCUCAGAGGCUAAAGCGCUCGCAGGGAUCGUCCCAGUUCCGCGGGCAGGGGGUCCCGGUUGAGCUCACCCCGCUGCCCCCUCUAAAAGAUACCCCGUCGAACGAUCAGCAGGACCUGUUCUGCCAGAAGCUGCAGCAGUGCUGUGUAUUGUUUGAUUUCAUCGACUCUGUAUCUGACCUGAAGAGCAAGGAAAUCAAGAGAGCCACGUUGAAUGAACUAGUCGAAUAUGUAUCCACAAAUCGAGGCGUGAUCAUAGACUCCGCUUACCCCGAUAUCGUUAAAAUGAUAAGUUCAAAUAUCUUUAGAACACUCCCACCGAGCGACAACCCCGAUUUUGAUCCGGAAGAAGAUGAACCCACGUUAGAAGCUUCAUGGCCUCACAUACAGCUGGUGUAUGAAUUUUUCUUAAGAUUUUUGGAGAGUCCAGACUUCCAGCCCAGCAUUGCCAAGCGCUUUGUGGAUCAGAAAUUUGUGCAACAGCUUUUGGAGCUUUUUGACAGUGAAGAUCCCAGAGAACGAGACUUCCUGAAAACCGUUCUUCAUCGGAUAUACGGGAAGUUUCUCGGGCUGAGAGCUUUUAUCAGGAAGCAGAUUAACAACAUUUUCCUCAGGUUUAUUUAUGAAACAGAACAUUUUAACGGCGUUGCUGAAUUGCUUGAGAUAUUGGGAAGCAUCAUCAAUGGAUUUGCGUUGCCAUUAAAAGCUGAACAUAAACAGUUUCUCAUGAAAGUUCUCAUACCUAUGCAUACCGCGAAAGGGUUAGCUUUAUUCCACGCACAGUUGGCAUAUUGCGUUGUCCAGUUCUUGGAGAAAGACACAGCACUCACAGAACCAGUUAUCAGAGGAUUACUAAAGUUCUGGCCUAAGACAUGCAGCCAAAAAGAGGUGAUGUUUUUAGGUGAAAUAGAAGAGAUUUUGGAUGUCAUAGAGCCAACGCAGUUUAAAAAGAUCCAGGAGCCUCUGUUUAAGCAAAUCUCAAAGUGUGUUUCCAGUUCUCAUUUCCAGGUUGCAGAGAGAGCAUUGUACUUCUGGAACAACGAAUACAUUCUCAGCCUGAUCGAGGAGAAUAUUGAUAAAGUUCUACCAAUCAUGUUUGGUAGCUUGUAUAAGAUUUCCAAAGAACACUGGAACCCGACUAUUGUAGCUCUGGUAUACAAUGUGCUGAAAACCCUAAUGGAAAUGAAUGGGAAACUGUUCGAUGAACUUACCGGCUCGUACAAAGCAGAGCGGCAAAAAGAGAAGAAAAAAGAGCUGGAACGGGAGGAACUGUGGAGGAGACUCGAUGACCUGCAGCUGAAGAAGGCUCUGGCCGAACAGCAGAACAGUGCUUUCAGCGGGCAGGUCCUGCAGAACAAUACAAGUGCCAAGUAAACCAUAUGACGACCACCACCUCUGUUUCACGGGAGUAACUUUUGUACAUUGUUUCUGAAAUAAAAGAGAAAACAAAAAAAAAAAUAA